This is a messenger RNA of Symbiodinium sp. CCMP2592, 420 nucleotides long. NCBI's taxonomy places the organism in Eukaryota, Dinophyceae, Suessiales, Symbiodiniaceae. The record is from the annotation of a GenBank genome assembly.
AUGAAAGAUGGCAAAGGACUGAAAAAAGGCCUGGUGCAACAAUGGCAAAACACCACCAAUGCCAUGGACAAGUUUGCCUUCUUGAAGGCGUUUCUUUUGGACCGCGACAUGGGCAGCAUCCAGGUCGAAGCUUAUUACGAAGAGAUGAGCGAGCAGUCCGAGAAAGAGAAGUUUGUGGAACUCCCAUUAUGCCAGAUCAUCGAAAAGUACGGUCAUCUCCCCGGUGGGGAGCAGUUUGUCAAAGACAUCCACGCAAGCCAAGUGGGGAAGCGCCACCCACAAUCGGCAGAUCCAAAUUGGCGCAUUUACAAGAUCUUCAAGGAGAUCGAAGCAUCGAGAUGCUUAGCAGCAUAUUCUGGUAGUAUGAUUUCAAUCAUGCUACUGUCACUCAUGCAUAUCCCGCAUAGCCUAUACACAUGA